This is a messenger RNA of Dryobates pubescens (Downy woodpecker), 1597 nucleotides long. It is a transcript of the gene NAA60, whose product is annotated as N-alpha-acetyltransferase 60, NatF catalytic subunit. NCBI's taxonomy places the organism in Eukaryota, Metazoa, Chordata, Aves, Piciformes, Picidae. Gene Ontology annotation, biological process: N-terminal peptidyl-methionine acetylation. The record is from RefSeq and is a predicted model, not a curated record. Gene Ontology annotation, cellular component: Golgi membrane. Gene Ontology annotation, molecular function: protein-N-terminal amino-acid acetyltransferase activity; histone acetyltransferase activity. The transcript has 7 exons. The coding region runs from base 119 to 847 and encodes 242 amino acids.
AGGAAGUACCCGCAGGUGUCCGUCGCGGCCGCCGGCCCGUCGCCCGCUUCCGCCGCUCGGUAUGCGCUGAACCGACUCGCCCGCCCCGCGGCGCGCCCGCCGCCACUCCGAGGCGUGAAUGACAGAGGAGGUGCCCCCGGCUGCACUGACGGACGUAAACCUGCGUCUGCUCUGCCACGAUGACAUAGACAGGGUGAAACAGCUCUGUGGUGACUGGUUCCCAAUAGAGUACCCUGACUCAUGGUACCGAGAUAUCACUUCCAACAAGAAGUUCUUUUCCCUCGCAGCCACCUACAGAGGCUCCAUCGUGGGCAUGAUAGUGGCAGAGAUCAAGAGCAGAACAAAGGUGCAUAAAGAGGAUGGAGACAUCCUAGCUUCCAAUUUUCCUGUGGACACUCAAGUUGCUUACAUCCUAAGUCUUGGAGUGGUGAAGGAGUUCAGGAAACAUGGAAUAGGUUCGCUCCUGCUUGAGAGUUUGAAAGACCAUAUAUCGACGACUGCCCAAGACCACUGCAAAGCCAUCUACCUGCACGUCCUCACCACUAACAACACAGCAAUAAACUUUUAUGAAAACAGAGACUUUAAACAGCACCACUACCUGCCCUAUUACUAUUCCAUCAGAGGAGUCCUCAAAGAUGGCUUCACCUAUGUCCUCUACAUCAACGGCGGCCACCCGCCCUGGACAAUCUUUGACUACCUGCAGCACAUUGGCUCGACGCUGGCCAGCCUGAGCCCCUGCUCCAUCCCCCAGAGGAUCUACCGACAAGCCCAGAGCCUCCUCUGCAGCCUCCUGCCCUGGUCUGGCAUCUCUGCCAAGAGUGGCAUCGAGUACAGCAGGACCAUGUGACUGAGCCCAGGAUGUACAAAGAGCAAAGGCUCGUUCUUCCUCCCAUCUCCUGAACCAUCGGCGCCGCACGGAUCCCGGCGAUGACAGCUCCUGGUCAGAGACCCAGCCCCAGGAGGAGCCUCCUCGUUCCACACACUGACCAAGAUUUGGCAGACUCCACACCUGCUGGGCUGCAGCCCUGACUUAGCCCCGUGGCCUGGAGCCUGCGAGCUGCCUGGGCAGGCCUGGCUGGCGUGCGAGGUGCCAGGCUGUGCCCUGGCUGAAGGCCCUUUGCCUCACCCCUCUGUGUGCAUGUCGCACUGUCCCUGCCACGUCCCUCGCCUCUGGUUUGCUCCUACUUGUGUACGUGAUGGAGAGAGGUCCCUGCUGCUCCCACCCCACAGCUGCUGGAAGCAGUGCUGAUGAGGUUAAUGAAGGUGCACUGACCAAGCAUGCAAAUGAGCCCUGAGUGCCCUGGCAGGCCACUGGCAGAAUAUUUGGCCGUGCCCUUGGUGCCAGGGAAGUGGGGAGCAAGGAUCACAUCUGGGUCCUGCCGAGUCAGCUGCUGGUGCUUCUUGCAGUUACCUUCCAGGGAGGGCAACUGCCUCGCAUGAGAACCCACCCAGCCCCACAGCCCUCUGGAAUCACCCAAAACGAAGCAUCUAAUUGAGGAUGUAUCAAGUAGAAGGCAGGGAAUGAAAUUGCUAUUUCAUAGUGAAAUAUAUAUCUAUAUUAUACUGUAGAGAGCUUUCUGCCUUUGUCCAAAGCUGG